UCUCGGUGGCGUUCGCAUCUUCGACGCUUCGGUCCCUCAAAAAAUAGAAAUAAAUUCAACAGCCGAACCGAACCAUUCUAAACUGAACUGAAUUGAACCGAACCGAAGUGUUGACUAUGAAUUUUUGUUGACUUCUCAUGCACUCGGGUCAGUUGCGUUUUGCGUUUCGUGCGCUGCGGCUGCGUUACUAGCUGAACUUUAGUUACAAAAGUAAAAAAUAUUUUUAAUUAAAUAAAAUAAUAAAAAAAAACUCUCUCAGUGAUCCAAAAUAAUUUGUAAAUUUUUAUCUAAAGUGAAUGUUUUAAAAAACUGUUUCCGUGACUCUUCAAUCAAAAACAAAGUGCGUUUUAAAGUGUUUUCUGUAUAAAAAUAGAACUACAAUAUUUUAACUUAAUUUAAAAAUAGCCAACAUUUAUCAGUAAAAUGUUUUCAAAUAAACAAGACAAGUACAGCAAAAAACUUCAAUAAAUUAAAUCAAAAUGUUAUUGAAACCAAAUGUGUGUACACCAGCACUGAACAGAUUUAAGCCAUAAUAAUGCAUUAAGUAUGCGCAAAUAUUUGCGGAACAUCUGUUGAAUAAUUUGCAUAAAUCAACGCUGGAAUACCUCUUUGGGCUCUAGUUUUGCAGAGUGCUCCUCCCCGAUAAUUAAUUAUUGAUGCAUCUGCUGGGCGGACUCUGCUCGGCUGUCCUUGGCAUCAAAGGAGGCCAAAGCAAAGCCCAAGCAAAAGCCAGUUGCAACAGUGAGUGACAGCCAGCAAUCACAAAGGACUUGCAGCAACAAUGGCCGGUGGCAACAAUGAAACUGCGCCGCUCUACUGCGGCAGUGGCAUGGAUAAUUUCCACACAAGCUACAAAAACAUGCAUGGCUAUGUUUCGCUGGUGGUUUGCAUCCUUGGCACCAUUGCGAAUACCUUGAAUAUUAUAGUGCUGACUCGCAGGGAGAUGCGCUCGCCCACAAAUGCCAUUUUGACUGGGUUGGCCGUGGCCGAUCUGGCAGUUAUGCUGGAAUAUAUACCCUACACCAUACACGACUAUAUCCUGACGGAUAGUUUGCCACGAGAGGAGAAACUAAGCUAUAGUUGGGCCUGCUUCAUAAAAUUCCACUCGAUUUUUGCCCAAGUUCUGCACACAAUUUCCAUUUGGCUGACAGUAACUCUAGCUGUUUGGCGAUAUAUUGCGGUUGGUUAUCCCCAGAAAAAUCGCGUCUGGUGCGGAAUGAGAACCACUAUAAUAACGAUAACCACAGCUUAUGUGGUGUGUGUCUUGUUGGUAUCCCCUUCGCUUUAUUUGAUCACAGCCAUUACGGAAUAUGUGGAUCAGUUGGAUGUGAAUGGCAAGGUGAUAAAUUCGAUACCCAUGACCCAGUAUGUAAUUGAUUAUCGGAAUGAGUUACUGAGUGCCAGGGCGGCAGCCCUGAAUGCCACGCCCCCUGCUCCAGCAUCGAAUGAAACGCUAUGGUUCAAUGUGAGUUCGUUGAUAACGUCGACAACCACUGUGCCACCGCCACCAACACCACCCACUCCAUCGCCAGUGGUGCGAAAUGUCACGGUCUAUCGGUUGUAUCACAGUGACUUGGCUUUGCACAAUGCCUCGCUGCAAAAUGCCACAUUUCUUAUAUACAGUGUGGUGAUAAAGUUGAUACCCUGUAUUGCAUUAACCAUACUCUCCGUUCGAUUGAUCAUGGCCUUAUUGGAGGCCAAAAGGAGAAGGAAGAAACUCACCAGUAAGCCCAUAGCUCCAGCUGCGAGUAAUGGAACCAAAUCGGUGAUCAAUGGGAAGGCUGCCGAUCGGCCACGGAAAAAUAGUAAAACUUUGGAGAAGGAAAAGCAGACGGAUCGAACCACACGGAUGUUGUUGGCGGUGCUGCUGCUUUUCCUCAUCACCGAAUUUCCGCAGGGAGUUUUGGGCCUACUGAACGCCCUGCUCGGCGAUGUUUUCUAUCUGCAGUGCUACCUGAGACUGAGUGACCUCAUGGACAUUUUGGCCCUGAUCAACUCGAGCAUCAACUUCAUUCUGUACUGCUCGAUGAGCAAACAAUUCCGCACCACAUUCACGCUGCUGUUUCGUCCCAAAUUCCUGGACAAAUGGCUGCCGGUGGCCCAGGACGAGAUGGCGGCCACUCGGGCGGAGCGUUCGGCGGUGGCACCUGUCCUGGAAAAAGGACAUCAGCGCCAGCAGCCGCAGGUGGUGAUGGCGACCACCACGACCAAUGUUACACAGGUGACGAAUCUGUAGCACAGGCGGCGAAAUCGUGGUCGCCGAACUCCGCUCAGCCGGCUGUUGAGUGUCCUUAAGCGGAGGCGAAGGGAGUCAUCCGCCGGAGGAGGAGGAGGAGGAGGGGUUACUGGAAAUGGGGCAGUGGAACCGGAAGCGGAUCCCCUGGCCCUUCAGUUCCAGGCCAUUGUUGUGGUCGUGGACAAAGUGAGCGGGGCCACGGAUCAUCAGCUAUAUACCGCUGAGCAGGCUCGAAUUGUGACGUAGUUACCCCGAUAAUAGAUAUAUUUACUAUAUAUACGCUUAGUUAUCCUUGUAAAAAGUAAACUAGUCGUAUAAGAACCCAACUAAACACGAGUUACUUGCAUACUUUAGGGAAGAAUCAUAAAACCCGAAUAGUGUAAUAAUAAUAAAGCGCUAUCUCAUCACUCAUACGCACCGUUGCGUUUUCCGCCAUUCUCUCUUUACAUUCAAGUGGAAGCUGUAAAAAUGCUGUGAAUGAAUUCGCACAUAUAAUGUACAGCUGUGAGCUAAAUAAUAGUUACAUUGGCUUAGUUUCACAUAUAUGGGCAACAAAAAAUGUUCCUAAAUAUUACACAAUUAAACUUUUUUUUUUUUAAAUCAACUUUAUAUACUAUUGGCUUUGUAGUAUACGCUUUUAUUAUU
Messenger RNA from Drosophila elegans, 2881 nucleotides. RefSeq lists its product as uncharacterized. NCBI's taxonomy places the organism in Eukaryota, Metazoa, Arthropoda, Insecta, Diptera, Drosophilidae. The record is from RefSeq and is a predicted model, not a curated record. Gene Ontology annotation, biological process: G protein-coupled receptor signaling pathway. Bases 782 to 2236 code for a protein of 484 amino acids. Gene Ontology annotation, molecular function: G protein-coupled peptide receptor activity. The transcript is spliced from 5 exons. Gene Ontology annotation, cellular component: membrane.